AUGAGUAAGUCGUUGGGGAUUCCGGUGAAGCUGCUGCACGAGGCGCAAGGCCACGUUGUUACUAUCGAGCUGAAAAACGGGGAGUUAUAUCGAGGCACGCUGACGGACUGCGAGGAUAACUGGAAUUGCCAAAUGGAUAACAUCACAUUCACUGCCAAGGACGGCAAGGUAUUGCAGCUGGAACACGUUUUCAUAAGGGGGAGCUUCGUUCGCUUCGUCAUCAUCCCAGACAUGCUACGGAAUGCGCCCAUGUUCAAACGACUGGAAGCCAAGCUCAAGGGCAAGGGGUCGUCCAACCUGGGAGUGGGCAGGGGCAGAGCCGUGGCAAUGCGAGCUAAAGCUAGGUCUGCAGCAAGGGGGGCGCUGGGAGCAGCACCAGAUGGGGGUGCUCCUAUGGGCAUGAUGGGCCGAGCUUCCUUGCUCAGUUGCACUAUCACUAUGGCUUCCAUCCGCGUGCUGUCGUUCGAUGCUGAGGGCCGCCCUGUGAAGUUCGCCACUUGGCUGGAUGACCUGCAGCUGUUCCUUCUGAGCGAUAGCAAGGAGCAUGUGUCGCUCUAUGAUUACGCGUCUGGUGCUGCACCUGCCCCUCCUGCCACAGCUGAGCUUAGUGUUCGUUCCCACUGGCAGACUCGUGACGCAGCUGCUCGCCUAGCCAUUCGCAGUCACCUCCCGCUAGCUGAGCUCGAGCAUUUUGGCGACUGCAAAUCCGCUAAGGCCCUGUACGAUGCUGUCGUUGCUCGCUACUCCUCGCCUGCCACAGCCGAGCUUAGCCGCCUCAUGCUGCCGUACCUGUUCCCUGACCUGUCCACCUUUGCUACAGUCGCCGAUCUUAUCACCCACCUUCGCACUAGUGAUGCUCGCCUGCGUGCUGCCCUUCCCACCGAGUUCUGCGCUAAGAACCCCCCUCCACUGUACUGGACACUCCACUUCAUAGUCACCCGACUCCCUGACACCCUCAGCUCAGUUCGAGACCACUUCCUUGCUCGCUGUCCCACUGAGCUCACAGUCGCCCUCCUAGAGGAGCAGCUGCUAGCGGCCGAAAAGAGCAUUGUAGCUGUCGGUGCUGCUCGUGGCGCUCCUCGCACCCCCAUCUUUGAGGGGUGUUCUCCCUCUCCCCUCGCUCCCUCCUACGCUACUGCUGCUGCUGUUGACUUCCUUGGUGCUGACUCCCAGCAGCAGCAGCGUCCCCAGACGACCCAGCAGCUUCGUGAGUGGCUUGCUCAGCGUGGGACGUCGGGGGGCAAUGGCCGCUGUUCCUAUGUCAUUCGCACAGGUGACCGCAAGGGACAGACGUGUGGGAGGUUCCACACCCCGUACCGCUGCUUCUCCCGCCUUGACGACGCUUGGCGUGAGGAGAUGGGCGAGGAUGUUGAGCGCCCCCGCUGGGCUGAGCUCAUGAGGGCUGGUGUUGAUAUCUUUGCUCUUGACUAUGAUGCUAUUAUUGCUGCCAUGGCCCGCUGCCCUGGGUACUAG
This is a messenger RNA of Closterium sp. Yama58-4, 1473 nucleotides long. Lineage: Eukaryota; Viridiplantae; Streptophyta; Zygnematophyceae; Desmidiales; Closteriaceae. The record is from the annotation of a GenBank genome assembly.